CCACAGCUCGACAUGCUGGCAAAUGAGAUGAAUACUUUAUAGCGGUCGCCCUCUAUGCAACACUUAGAGUUGUGUCCCUUGUAUUUACGGAAAUGUGUUUGGUGGAUUAAUUGACAAGCUAUGUAGAACAAGUAGUGUGGUCACAACAUGGAGCGGCCGGUAAUUUCCUACCUGCAGAAAUUAGUGCUAUACGAAACCAAGGCUCGUUUCUACAUUGUUGGCUCCAACAAGACAGAGACCAAGUUCCGUGUGCUGAAGAUAGACCGGACAGAGCCAAGAGAGCUAGUUGUUAAUGAUGAUAAGGUUGAGUACAGUAAGACAGAGAUUCGGAAUAUCCUGACGAUGAUCAACGUUGGGAACCAAACCCCCAUGGCCAGACGAGGAGGGGUGGGACUCACCAAGACAGUCUCUGCGUUCGGUAUUGUCGGGUUCAUCCGCUUCCUGGAAGGCUACUAUGUGAUUCUGGUCACCAAGCGCCGCAAGGUGGCGCUGAUUGGUCCUCACACUAUCUACAAGAUCGAGGACACAUCGAUGCUGUACAUCCCCAACGAUACAGUCAGGUUCUUCCACCCGGAGGAGAGCAGAUAUGUGCGGAUGUUUCAGAAUGUUGACUUGUCAAGUAACUUCUACUUCAGCUACAGCUAUGACUUGACCCACACCCUGCAGUACAACAUGACCCCGAGCCUUGACCCAGGUCACCAGCCUCCCUUUGAAUCCAUGCCGUCUCCAGCAGCCAGCAAUCAGGAGUUUCUAGAAGACAUAGUGGCACGGGUGCGCUCCCCCCGCCCCCCGGGAAUGUCCACCCCUACUGAGGAUGGGGCAGCACUUCGGGACAUGAACUACAUUCCAAGGAGCAAUCACAUGGAUCAGUCCAUAGAGAGCAGCCCCAAACCUGGAGAUGAGACAGUGUAUGGAGUUCGCAACAAGCCAUGUGAGAAGUUUGUAUGGAACAGGCACCUGCUAACUGGGGUGAUGGAGGUAGUUCACCCUGACUGGAUCAUCUACUUCACCAAUGGGUUUGUGGGGCAGUCCAAUGUCAAUGUGUAUGGCAAGCCCAUAUACCUCACUCUGAUUGGUCGACGAUCCAACCAGUACGCCGGCACCAGGUUUCUCAAGAGAGGUGCCAACUCGGAGGGUGGUGUAGCCAAUGAGAUUGAGACUGAGCAGAUAGUCCAUGAUGCAUCGGUGACCUUCCUAGAACAUGGCAAGGUCACGUCCUUCACCCAGAUGCGUGGCUCUAUCCCGUUGUUCUGGUCACAGGACAUAGCCAAGAUGGUCCCCAAACCUCCCAUCAUGUUGGACAAGCGAGACCCCUUCGCCCAUGCAGCUGGCCUUCACUUCAACCAGGUGCUCCAGAGAAGUGGGGCGCCUAUCAUUGUCCUCAAUCUAGUCAAGACCAGAGAGAAGAAAAGGCAUGAGUCGAUCCUGAGUGAAGAAUUCAUAGACACAAUAAACUACCUGAACCAGUUCCUGCCGCCCGACCACACCAUCCAGUACAUCGGCUUUGACAUGGCCAGGGUCAACAAGAGGAAGGACACCGAUGUGCUGGUCCGCCUCGCCAAGAUAGCCAAGUACUGCCUCAAACAGACUGGCUUCUUCCUCAGCAUGCCCCCGGCCCAGGCACAGGUAGUCCUCAAGGACGAGGAGUUCAAGGGUAUUCAAGGUCACCGCUCAGCAACUGGUUUACGCCAGACUGGCAUCGUAAGGACGAACUGUGUGGACUGUCUUGACAGAACCAACACAGCCCAGUUUGCAGUUGGGCGUUGUGCCAUGGCAUAUCAACUAUAUGCCUUGAAUGUGAUUGACAAACCCCACUUGGAGUUCGACACCGACUGUCUAAGGAUGCUAGAGGAUCUGUACGAGGAUCACGGCGACACAAUGGCACUGCAGUACGGGGGUUCACAGCUUGUGCAUCGAAUCAAGGGCUACCGCAAGAUCUCACCCUGGACUUCCCACUCCAGGGACAUCAUGCAGACACUGUCCCGUUACUAUAGCAACGCCUUUUCAGACCUGGAGAAGCAGCAGGCCUACAAUCUGUUCCUGGGUGUGUUUGAGCCGAAGGACGGGGAUCUGAACCUGUGGGAACUGCCGACAGACUACUACCUGCACAACCGGAAUGCCCUCACCUUCACCCGGCUCAAACACAGGAGCUAUUCUCAAUGGUGGGAACUUCCUGUGUGUCAUAGUCUACCACUCUCAUCGGAGGAAGAAUCUAAGUCCUCAACCAUCGACCUGCUGCCAGUCACUAAGGGCGAGAAGGACGAGAGAGUAAACGCCUUCUUCGAGUACUAUCGGCCAUUCGAGCUCACUUCACUUGACGAUCACUACUGCAUGUCCAUGACAAGCUCCAUCAAAGACUUCAUGCCCAAGGGAGCAAGUGAUCCAAGUCCGUUCCACCUUGCGGCGCAUCGCUGCUGCUACCGCCAACCCAGCCCAGCAGGACAAGAGCGGAGUGGCCACAUUCCAUCGCAACCAAAGCAGCACACAACUUGCCUUCAUUACCAGGAUCACAUUGUUGGAAGGGGGUCAUUGUUCUCAGGUGUUGCAUUCUGGUACUUGGUUUGUAGACAGGAAGCUAAUCCCAAUAUUUCGGGCAAGGACUCAACAUCGUCCAUAACCUCUCAGGGGUCAGAGGGCAGCACGAGCAGCACUGACGACUCGGACAUGGAAGGUGACGUCAACCUCGGCUCAGACUCAUCAAGUCCAUACGAUUCAGAGUCAGAAUCUAACUAUGUAUCAUUCAAGGAUCUGUUCCCGUCCAUGAAGAAAGUGUACAACACAGACAUCACUGACCUCAACAAGAGAGACAAGAAGCUGUACGAGAGGUACGUGGAGAUCCAACAGGGUUUCAGGGAGCCGAAGACAAGUGCCCCCGACCAGUCCACCGUCUGUAUCAAGCAGAGCCGGGUCAAGCCAGGCUUGGAUAUCUACCCAAUCAGUGCAUUCAAGCUGGACAGUACAUACGGCGUGGAACCACCACCGGUCAGCCGGCUGUCUCAGGACAUCUACACAGCCUACGUGCAACGUGGGCAGCAUGGCGCCGGCCCACCCACUAAAGCUGAUAAAAUAACAUAUGCUAAAUAUGUCAGCCAUAAGUAUAUGUAAUGGGGAUGUUGGUGUGAACACAUGAACCAUGUUUCAGAGUUGUCAGUUUGAAGAGGUUCGGUGGCCACACAAAGCAUCAGACUCGGGAUGAUGAUAACAAGGUCAAGGUCAACUCUCACAAAUACAUAGUCAUGAAGCACCAUGUGUGAUGAGGGGAGGAGAGCUAUGGAGUUGUUAAAGUGUUCAUCAGUUUCAUGUCCGCUUCCAGUGCAGAACGGAGAUAAUGGCUGUGUGUGUUACCAACAGUCAACAUAGUGGCAGGUUGUGAUGACAGUUUUCUUCCAUCUUGGAGUAUGAAGCUGGUUAAAGAUGCAUUGCUUGUCUUACUAACACAUAAUUCAAUGCA
Messenger RNA from Haliotis rubra (blacklip abalone), 3451 nucleotides. Its product is annotated as polyphosphoinositide phosphatase-like. Lineage: Eukaryota; Metazoa; Mollusca; Gastropoda; Lepetellida; Haliotidae. Gene Ontology annotation, molecular function: phosphatidylinositol-3,5-bisphosphate 5-phosphatase activity. Gene Ontology annotation, cellular component: intracellular membrane-bounded organelle. The transcript has 24 exons. Bases 148 to 3105 code for a protein of 985 amino acids. Gene Ontology annotation, biological process: phosphatidylinositol dephosphorylation. The record is from RefSeq and is a predicted model, not a curated record.